GAAUUGAAUUAAUUAUCGAUGCAGGAAAGGCAAAAUAGGCGCUACGAUAAUUGAUGCAAAAUUAUUACCAAUGUAACGUUUGAAGCAGGAGCUUAAAAAGAACGAGGUUUCAUAUAGUUAAGUAAAGCAGGAGCUUAAAAAGAGCGAGGUUUCAUAUAGUUAAGUAAAGCAGGAGCUUAAAAAGAGCGAGGUUUCAUAUAGUUAAGUAACUGAAAUAUUAUCCCCUUGAAAGUAACGUUUGAAUGCAUUCGGAAAAACUGUGUCAUUGUUAACAUAAAAUAACAAUAUUAGUAUUGGAUUGCAUUGUAUUUAUCGGUGGACUGAUAACUGAUGAACAUGACGGCUGUGGACUUGGACCAGGAAGAGGACAUAAACGUGGACUCGGACAGCAGGCCAUGCAGUCCACCGCUACUCCAGAAACCCCGGAUCAGUUUCAGCAUUUCGGCUCUGCUCGGCGAUGCUAAAAAAUCCGUAAAAUCAAUUCGCGCGAAAACAAACAAAACAAAACCCAGGGAGGACCAAGCGUCUCACAAAGAUUAUAACCACUCAGACUAUAAUGAUGAUGGUCAAUCAUUACGAUCCGAGGACGAGCACAGUGAUGAUGGUCAUGGUCAGGACGAUGAUGAUGGUCAUGUGGACGAGGAUGACUCAUAUGAGGAAUAUUAUGAGGGGUUGAGAAGAGGGGAAAUAUCAGUACAACCCAGCAGCUAUUUUCCCCACUUGAACCCCACGUUCACAAGUCUCGCAAGCACCUUACAUGCUUCAGGGAUGCCACUAUCCUUCAAUCCUCACACAGUCCUGAGGGUACCGGCACAGAGACCCCCUCUAGGAUACCCUCAGCUGGGGCCCUUGGCAGUAGGGGCCCCAUGGUUGCCCUCAGGUCUCCCUCUGUCACCGCUGGACCGAGGCACUGCGGUUCUCGCGCCGCAUUUCCCUUCCCUUGAGAGGCUUGCAGGCGGGGCGCCGUUCCCCCUGACGCGUCGCAUCGGCCACCCGUACCAGUCCCGCACGCCCCCCAAGCGCAAGAAGCCCCGAACCUCCUUCACCAGAGUCCAGGUCAACGAGCUGGAGAAGCGCUUCAACAAACAGAAAUAUUUGGCCAGCAGCGAGAGAGCGACUCUGGCCAAGCAACUCAAGAUGACGGACGCGCAGGUCAAGACUUGGUUCCAGAACAGACGGACUAAGUGGAGACGCCAGGACGCAGAGGAGCGUGAGACUGAUCGUCAGGGCCAAAAUCGUCUCCUGCUGGGAAGUGCCCUACCGCCUUCUGGUGCAGGCUCUACCCCCAACGGUAGCGGAUCUUUGGGAUCUGCUUCGCCUCCUGCCACCUCCCUUGGAGUUGGUAGACCUGGUUCUCCUUUAGACGGCCUAAAGGUAUCGCCUUCACACAUUCAACUGCAGCAUCAGCAGCAGCUGCAAAACCAGCAGCUGCAUCAACUACAGCAACAUCUGUCGCACUUGCCACCAACUAUUUACAGUAACGACCAGCGUAGGUCGCCCAGUCCAGCACAGCCCAUGACUCCGCCUUAAGAGGAUCUUCAACUUAGCAUUUUUGGUUGUUAUCGAGUCCUGGAUUUGAAUAUCAACAGGUUAUCAUGAGUGCAAGCUGUGGCUGAUAAUUAGCUGUGGCCAUACAACUGGAAUUAUUUGCCGACCGUGAUUUUUUCUUCUGCCAGGUUUCAACAGCUGGUGAUGGAUCUUGAAACAUGAACAAACCAUAUCAACAAUGUUACAGAUUAUAGAAGCAUUUGGAAUUUUUUUUUGAAUAAGUGAAUAAAAUUCUGAUCCCUCUCGGUAAUUAGGCAAUAAUAGAUUUGACUUUUGAAACAUAUGGUGUUUUUGAAAACAAAAUAUUUAGUGUAUUUGAAUUUUUCGUGACACUCCUGCCAGUCGCUCACUUGCAUCCAAGUCUCCUAUUUUGUCCGAACUUUUGAAAGUUCAUUUAAAAUGUAAAGGAAUCUAACCUCAAGUAAACGUCGGUAAUACUCUUCAAUCCCGUUCAUCUUCUAAAAAUCACUUACAUAACGAUUUUUCUGAAAAAAAUCAUCAUGCAGUCAUGUUAUGAAAGCGGAGAAGCCGAUGAUUAAAUUCAGGGUUACAGGCGAAACUCGACGCAUUGGAACGCGAGCCAGAACAAAGCAGCAUAUCAUGUUUACGCUCACGAGUAAAAUCUGUAGGAUUUCUUUAGUUUUUGUAAAAAAAUUGGUAUAAUAUUAUUAGAUGAAAU
This is a messenger RNA of Hyalella azteca, 2227 nucleotides long. RefSeq names its product transcription factor LBX1. Gene Ontology annotation, cellular component: nucleus. NCBI's taxonomy places the organism in Eukaryota, Metazoa, Arthropoda, Malacostraca, Amphipoda, Hyalellidae. Gene Ontology annotation, molecular function: DNA-binding transcription factor activity, RNA polymerase II-specific; RNA polymerase II cis-regulatory region sequence-specific DNA binding. Bases 331 to 1530 code for a protein of 399 amino acids. The transcript has 4 exons. Gene Ontology annotation, biological process: animal organ development; regulation of transcription by RNA polymerase II. The record is from RefSeq and is a predicted model, not a curated record.